Messenger RNA from Thrips palmi, 2344 nucleotides. RefSeq names its product cytochrome P450 306a1 (gene phtm). Bases 363 to 1883 code for a protein of 506 amino acids. Gene Ontology annotation, cellular component: intracellular membrane-bounded organelle; cytoplasm. Lineage: Eukaryota; Metazoa; Arthropoda; Insecta; Thysanoptera; Thripidae. Gene Ontology annotation, biological process: xenobiotic metabolic process. Gene Ontology annotation, molecular function: iron ion binding; oxidoreductase activity, acting on paired donors, with incorporation or reduction of molecular oxygen, reduced flavin or flavoprotein as one donor, and incorporation of one atom of oxygen; heme binding. The transcript has 7 exons. The record is from RefSeq and is a predicted model, not a curated record.
CGAGGACAGGCGACGGAUUUGGAGGGUGGUGCGGCCAGGCGCGGCCUGGGGCAUGCCCUGCAGGUAGCGACGUGCCCGGGGUGCUCGACGUGCCCUCGCCAGUAGUUGUCCGGAGACCGAGUCACCGAGUCGCCACCAGCAGCACGCAGCACCGGCCCAGCUGCCCGGCAAGCUGCCCCAUAGCAAAGCGAAGCAAAGCCUUGUUUUGCUGAGUCGGUCGUUCCGUGCGCUUUGGUUCGCGACGUGCUUGCCGGGCAUCCGGUGGCGCGCGCCGCCAGGCCGUCAGGCCGUCAGUGGCGACAACUGUGGAGAGAGAAGACUCAAGAGGUGCCCUUUGCUUUCGUCACCAACGAGAGGCUCAGAUGUGGCUGGUGCUGGCGGUGUGGGCGGUGUGGGCGCUGUGGGCGGCCUGGGGGCUGUGGGGCCGCGGGCCACGCGGGCUGCCCCCGGGGCCGUGGGGGCUGCCCGUGGUCGGCUACCUGCCCUGGCUGGACCGACUGCGGCCCCACGAGACGCUGACGGCGCUGUCGCGGCGCUUCGGGCCCAUCUUCACCGUGCCCAUGGGCGGCGUGCGCGCCGUGGUGCUGGCCGAGGAGGCCCUGGUCCGCACCGCGCUGGCCCGCGAGGCGUGCUCGGGGCGCGCGCCGCUGUACCUCACGCACGGCCUCAUGCAGGGACACGGGCUCAUCUGCGCCGAGGGCCCGAUGUGGCGUGAGCAGCGUCGCAUGGUGGCGGGCGCGCUGAAGAACCUGGGCGCCGUGAAGAGUGCCGGCCCGCGCAGGGACCGACUGCAGGCCCGCAUCAGCAAGGGAGUUAGCGCGCUGCUCGAGAGCCUGACGGGCCGCGAGGACGUGGAGGACGGCGUGGACCCCCACGGCCACCUGACGGAGGCCGUCGGCAACGUGGUGAACGACGUGGUGUUCGGGCGGACGUGGGCGCCGGACGACCCCACCUGGCUGUGGCUGCAGCGCAUCCAGGACGAGGGCACCAAGCUCAUCGGCGUGGCCGGCGCCAUCAACUUCCUGCCCUUCCUCAGGCUGCUGCCGCAGAACGGGCGCGUGAUCCACUGGCUGAAGGAGGGCCAGCGCUCGCAGCACGCCCUGUACGCCGACCUGGUGGCCGAGGCGCGGGCGGCGCUCGCACCGCAGGGGCCGCCGCGCCAGGACGACGACGACGGCGUGCAGGGCGUCCAGGACGGCGACAACCUCCUGGGCGCGUGGCUGCUGGAGGCGACGCGCCGCCCGGACAGCCCCUUCUACACCGACCGCCAGCUGCACUUCCUGCUGGCCGACCUGUUCGGCGCCGCCCUGGACACCACCGUCACCACGCUGCGCUGGCUCAUGCUCUUCGUGGCCACGCACCCCGAGGCGCAGCAGCGCGCGCACCGCGAGCUGGACGAGGUGCUGCAGGGCCGCGCGCCCACCCUGGACGACCUGGCGUCGCUGCCCUUCGUGGCGGCCACCAUCAUGGAGACGCAGCGCAUCCGCUCCGUCACCCCGCUCGGCAUCCCGCACGGCGUCAGGGAGGACACCGUGCUGGAGGGGUACGUGAUCCCCAAGGGCACCAUGCUCAUCCCCCUGCAGUGGGCCAUCCACAUGGACCCGUCGCGGUGGGGCGACCCCCAGGAGUUCCGGCCGGAGAGGUUCCUGGGCGAGGACGGCGCCGUGCUGCGCCCCGACGGCUUCAUCCCCUUCCAGACAGGAAAACGCAUGUGCGUGGGCGACGAGUGGGCCAGGAUGAUGCUCUUCAUGUUCAGCGCGGGGCUGCUGCAGCGACUGCACCUGUCGCUGCCCGACGGCGAGGAGGCGGACCUGGAGGGCGUCUGCGGCAUCACGCUCACGCCCAAGGACCAGCGGAUUCGCUGCGCCGCCCGGAAUCCUUAGAAGAAAUGACGGAAUAAAGCACGAGAAGGAGAAAAGUGUGUCUGGUUUCAUUUCCAGUGCCCAAAGAGAGACUGAAAAACUGAGUCGGGUGACCAGGGCACCCGGUUUCCGAGCACCCCUUCCCGUUCUAUGGGAAUAGAGUACAGUCCGGCCGCCCCGCCGCCGCGCCCUCGGGACUCAACAACGAGUGCACGACGGAGAAAGUCCCGUCUGGUCGCCGGCGGCCCGGCAGACCGACUCCAAACGUCGCUCUGUCUCUCUCGCACUCGCGGGGCGCUCCGUGUGGGUGCGAGAGAGACAGAGCGACGAGACGCUUUGCGGAAUCAGUCUGCAGCAAGGCAGAGGCGGCCGAGCGGGACGGGGCUCCUCUCGCGCCGGCGCCCGCGAGGGUGGCCGCAUUCGAAUUUCAUUCUGUCAAUAUCCCAAACGCCUCGAAAAAAGUAAUAAAAAUGAGAAACUGU